CUGUAUGCGAAUUGGAGUGGGUCUAGGGUUUCCGGCAUGAUGGUGUUGAUGUGAGCCAUGACCAGCCUUUCAAAGCACUUCAUGGCUACAGACGUGAGUGCUACGGGUCGGUAGUCAUUUAGGCAGGUUACCUUAGUGCUCUUGGGCACAGGGACUAUGGUGGUCUGCUUGAAACAUGUAGGUAUUACAGACUCGGUCAGGGACAGGUUGAAAAUGUCAGUGAAGACACUUGCCAGUUGGUCAGCACAUGCUCGGAGUACACGUCCUGGUAAUCCGUCUGGCCCUGCGGCCUUGUGAAUGUUGACCUGUUUACCUGUUCGGUUUCGAUUAUUUGGGUUGAAUGGUGCAACAACACAGAAUAAAAUAAUUAAUAAAAGCCCCAUGAUGGUAGUGACUGUCCAUUACUGCUUAUCACUUAUUAAGCCCAGAAAAGUAGAUGCACAAUUGAUUAUGGUGCUUAAUUACCACAUUUUAUGCACUGAACUAAUGUAGAAUAUUGGCAUGUUGGAAACUACAACUCCCUACUACAUCGCACGGUUCAGACUGGAUCUGAUUUAUCUCUAGAGAAACUGCGCAAUGUACACAUCGAGCUCACAGAACAAAACCGAACUAAAUGGAAUUCAAUAGCUGGUAACAUAACAGACAUUUUGGUUAAUCGCUCAGCACUAAAAAACAUAUAUGUUCCAUUCUCAUCAUCAGCAAAACGUACUCUAUCCUCUAUCUUGUUAAGUGUCCGGUGUGUAUGACAUGAGCCAUCCCCAGCUCGGAUAGAAAGUUGUUGUGUGUAAAACCAGUCUAUUAAUGCCAAAUAAUACAGUCAGUCCACCCUCAAAACACUAUCUUACUAGGGAUUGUUUCGUUGUGCAGUGUACUAUUUAUAGCUACAUACGGUAUUUAGCUGCUAUUUAUACACUUUUUCUAAAAAAUUACACAUCAAAUAGCCUAACAAUGAGAAAAGAAGUAGUCAGCCUGAGGAUCAAUUCAGCCACUACUUAUUGUUGAACUCAGUGGGUUUUGUCUGGCUAAUAGCAUCCACUAAUGGCCUGAAAUAUUCAACGUCAAUUCAAUUCAAUCAAAUUCAAUCCAACUUGAGAGACUCCCCUGGUCUCCUGAAGGCCACCUUUUUUGUGUGCAAAUGAUUCACCAUGGACUGUUUUCUAUACUGAGUAUUGCGAACCCAGACAGUCUUUCCUGAGACGUUGUGCAUUAUACUGUAUGCCCAUUGCUCUUCACACAUUUAAACUCAGUCUUGAAGGAUGCAUGCCAAGAUAUACCAGAGAUAAACGACUGUUGAAAUUGCGACCACACAACUCAAACACCGGUUCACCAGUAUGAAUGAAAUCGCAAACCGCUUUUUUUGGUUCAAGCCUUCAAGAACUGUUGUCCACCAAAGAUGAUCAUCUGUUUGCAUCAGUAUCCAGAUGACCUGUCCCCAGAGCUUCCUAUACACUUCAUCUCUUUCCGUAACAUGCUGAGGCCGGCAAUUAAGAAGAACGAGUGGUUUAAUUAAAGAUGUUACGGAACUGCUGUAUUUGAAGCAUUAGGCUCUCGGUCUGACAAGCACUUUUGAACAUCUGAGUGAGCUCCACUUAUUGCACAUGCGCCGUCGUACCCUUGACCGAUAUUUGUUCACCGAUAUCCCCUUAUACUUUCAAUCAUAGAAAAAGGUCUAAGGCACUUUUUCAGUCACAUUACUGACACCCAAGAAACAAACACUUAGCUUCCUAGUACAUAUUGACAUAAAAAAGGUAUAUUAAUUACUUUUUAAAGUGUUACUGUCAAAAUGAUUGAUUAAAUAAAUAAAAAAUAGACAUCGAUUGCAGGCACAUGGGCCCCCAGAGCUCGUGUGCCCCCCUCCCCCCACCCCUUUUGGUGGGGAGUGUGUGUGUGUGUGAGAGAGAGAGAGAUGGUGGAAAGCGAGUGAGGGAGGUUUUAGGGCAGGACGCAGGUGUGUGCCCUCUUCUCUCUCUCUCUCUCUCUCUCUGUCUCUUUAUGCAGCAAAGCCACUGAUGGUGAAAGGAUGACUUCUCCCUGGAGCAGGACCCUGGCCACAUCCAUCCCCAAAGGGAGCAGCUAGAUCAUACUUCUGGUCCCUCCAUCCCUCUCCCACCACCAUGCCGGCCAUAGUGAACCUGCUCUUCAAUACGGUGUCUACCAACACCACCAUCUCCUUCUCCCUGGUGCUGCCUCUGGUCAGCGUCCUCUCCCUCCUGGUGGGGGUCGGAGGUCACCUACUCAUGUGGCUGGUGCUGAUGCGUAACCCUCGUCGACGCUCCAAACCUAGCUCCGUGCUGCUCCUCAACUUGAGCCUGGCUGACAUGGGAGCCCUGCUCACCCUGCCCUGCGUCCUACUCAGCGCCAGCUCCCAGGACUGGCAGCUAGGGGGCGGUAUCUGUGUGCUGCUGGGCUUCAUGACCUCCCUGACGGCCGGAGUGGAUAUAUUUAGUCUGGCAGCCUUGUCGGUGCUCAGGUACCGCAUAGUGGCCCCACCUGCUAGACCGCCCGCCAGUCCCACACAAGUAGCCGGCAUCGUGGCAGUGAUCUGGUUAGUCUCUGUCACCAUGGCCCUUCCCAAGGUCACAUACAUCCAGUUUGACAGUGGCUGUACAUGGUCUGUGGGGCGUGGCCAGUGGCUGGGCUUCCUGGUGCCAGCCUUCCUGGUCUACUACGUGGCUCCGCUCCUCUGCAUUGCCCUCAACUGUGGCCUCAUCAUCACCCAUCUCCACCGCUGCCGGGGUACGCUGGCCGCAGACCGCCGCAACAAGAAGGCCACGGCGCUCCUGAUUGGCUCCACACUGGUCUUCGCCAUCAGCUGGCUGCCCUACUACGCCCUGGAGUUUGUCAAUGUCAUGUCCCCUUACGUCAGCUUCGUUGCCUCGCCUAUCAGUCAACAACCCUCCUCCUCCCUCAACUCGUCCGCGUCCCUGUCCCCACCCACAGAGGGGGACACGGAGGUGUCUCUCCUCUGGGAGGUGGCAUCCCUGUCGGCCAUCUUGUUGGUGUGUUUGGCGCCCUGCUGGAACCCGCCCCUCUACUUCCUGUUGUCUCGCCCGGCGGUGCGUCAGCUCCGUGCCCUCCUGCUGUCGCUGAGGAAAUGCUUGGGAAGCCUGCGACCACCUAUCACCCCCGCGCCACCACAACGUUUUCCUCACCUCCGCCCUCUUCCUACUUUGUAACUACACACCACACCUUGCCACUCAGGCUGAUCCAGUGAGAUGAACACGCACGCACAAACGCACACACGCAAUUAUUCAACAGAUUGUGAUUACAUACACUCAGUGUACAAAACAUUAGGAACACCUGCUCUUUCCAUGACAUAGACUGACCAGGUGAAUCGAGGUGAAAGUUAUGGUCCCUUAUUGAUGUCACUUGUCAAAUCCACUUCAGUCAGUGUAGAAGGGGAAUGGGAGGAGACAGGUUAAAGCGUCAUAAAUGUGAAGGUGUGUCAUAAAAGCAGAGGCUUAGAAUCUCACAAUCUUAGGUUUCGCCUUGCAAGUGUCAUUUAGCAACUCAUACUCCUCACACAUAGAGGAAUCAAAUCAAAUCAAAUUGUAUUGGUAUCAUACAAAUGGUUAGCAGAUGUUUAAUGUGAGUGUAGAGAAAUGCUUGUGCGUCUAGUUCCGACAGUGUAGUAAUAUCUAACAAGUGAUCUAACAAGGAGAGACUAGGUGGGGGGCUGGCAGAGAGACGGAGAGGAUAAGAAAAGGAAGAGAGCAUAUCCAAGACUCAGAUUCAAGGGUCCUGAUCAAGUGGCAUGUGUGUGUGUGUGUGUGUGUGUGUGUGUGUGUGUGUGUGUGUGUGUGUGUGUGUGUGUGUGUGUGUGUGUGUGUGUGUGUGUGUGUGUGUGUGUGUGUGUGUGUGUGUGUGUGUGUGUGGAAAGAAUUACAUUAAUGAAGGCAAAAGGGGGUGAAAUAUUGUUAGUGUUUCUCCCACAGAGAAAACAACAACAUGAUUGACAGGUGAGACCCAUUUAUGCCAUCAGUAAUUGAACAACAUGGUUAAUAUUCUAAACAUGCCUCCCAAAUAGGGGAGAGUGAGGUAUGUUGAGCCAUUUUUUACACUCAGCAUCACUACAUCAAUGGAAAUGUAGUAUUCCUUCAACAACAAAAAAUACCUACAUAUAUUUCAGAAUGUUGUCUAUCCCUGGAAAUAAUCAUGUACACAUAACAGUUUUAAAAACAUAGCUUGCCCCAAAACUAGGGACAGGGUAAGCCUUGGGGUAAGUGGGUGAUGUUGUCUUGUGACAGUGGGUGGUAGUGGUAGGCCUGGUAAGUUUCAUUCUUGGAAUGAGGGUGUGGUAUAUUGUAUAUCUUAAACGUACGCCUACAUUCAGAUAUAGAUGUCUCUGUUCAAUAUCACUUACUCUCCCAUAUCUUUUCCAGUUGUCUGGGACAGGGAUGAUGUUUCGAUGUGCCAAUUCGUAGGCAUAUUCUCUGCAUUUGAGACUACUAAGCCCAUGAAACUGGUGUGCAAAAUACUCCAUACGUUUAAGCAAUCUCAGACUCCAGGUCAUCAGAUAAGACCUUGUGUGCUACUCUAUCGUAGCCUCUCUUUCGAAGAGGUAUAUGUUUGUUUUCUUUCUACAGUACCUCUUCCGUGCGUGCAAUGAUGUCCGAACAGUGUUUUUUUGCAGUAACUUCUUUGUGGUUGUAAUAUUGCAAACGGCCGCGGCGGUUUCAGAACGAAGGACGUCGUCUUCAAUUGCAUGCUGUGCAUAAUCUUAAGGGGAAAAUAUUGUGUUUAAAUUUACAGUAUAAGAGUGAAGAGCUAUGAAUCCAGUGUUCAUGUGACUGUUCAAUACGUAAACAAAAGGAAAAAUAAAAUGUGCCUUUGAAUGUAUUAUUGACUAAAUAAACUAUUCUAAAUCUG
Messenger RNA from Salvelinus fontinalis (brook trout), 4869 nucleotides. Its product is annotated as somatostatin receptor type 3. Gene Ontology annotation, molecular function: G protein-coupled receptor activity. Bases 2115 to 3176 code for a protein of 353 amino acids. Gene Ontology annotation, cellular component: membrane. The record is from RefSeq and is a predicted model, not a curated record. Gene Ontology annotation, biological process: G protein-coupled receptor signaling pathway. NCBI's taxonomy places the organism in Eukaryota, Metazoa, Chordata, Actinopteri, Salmoniformes, Salmonidae. The transcript is spliced from 3 exons.